Molecule: messenger RNA, 1270 nt
Organism: Ornithodoros turicata
Lineage: Eukaryota; Metazoa; Arthropoda; Arachnida; Ixodida; Argasidae
Product: lipid droplet-associated hydrolase-like
Exons: 5
Coding region: 217-1179 (320 amino acids)
Biological process (GO): lipid storage
Cellular component (GO): lipid droplet
Molecular function (GO): lipase activity
Source: RefSeq, a predicted model, not a curated record
AGUGGUGGAAGAAGAAGAAGCAGAAAAGCCGCAUCGCCUUCGUGUCUCGCGGAUUUUAUCAAUUUUAUUGCCCUCUCAUUUGCCAUUUCUCCUCGUUUGUUCACAUUGACGGUCGUGCCGUGCCGUAACCGUAUGCAUCAACUUCAGUUCUGAGCUGUGUUGAUUUAAGAGUUGCCAUGUAACCAAACAACUUCAACCUUUGAUUGUAGUACCCAAAUGACGGAGCCGGCUCUUGAAGAAACCGUCUCCGUUGCAUACAGUUACCAAAUUGUGAAUCGAGUUCCAACAAAGCUUCUUGUGGUUGGAACUUCUAGACUGGACACAGACUGCAUAUCUCCACUCCUUGUCCUUAUUCCUGGGAACCUCGGGAUUAUUGACUACUAUGAAGAGUUUCUCAAGGAAAUUUAUCAGGCAUGUGGCGGGGCUGUCCAUGUGUGUGGAAUAUCGCACGCAGGCCACGACCAAGUGCCCCGUCCAUUAUCUUCCCCCGAUUUCUCAGCGAAUCCAGAGCUGUAUGGACUAGACGGCCAGAUACAGCACAAGCUCAGCUUCCUCGACGAAAACAUACCCGUGAACCGACCCAUACUUUUAGUUGGACAUUCCGUAGGAGCGUAUGUGAUACUUCAGAUCAUGGAGAAAAGACCACAAAUGCACGUGGGUAUUGUACAUUCCUUUCUGCUCUUCCCUGUGUUUGAGCUGUUUUCCAAAACACCGAACGCUCAGGCAUUGCUUGGUCAUCUCACACUGUUGAAGAUCGGGAUAUGGAUUGUAGUGCACUUGCUUAUGGUGAUUCCGGUACUUCUGAAAGCCCUCUUCAUAAAGUAUUAUUUCUGUGACCUCCCGAGCAAACGCAGGACGUGCGCCGAACGGGCGACGUUGGUUUUUCUCGCCCCCGCUGUCUUCAGCUUGGUCGUCUUCAUGGCUUUUCAGGAGGUAGACCAGGUGCAGGAACGCAACAAUGAAGUAAUACUGACAUUCCUGCCACGUUUGACUUUCUACUACGGCUCCAGCGACAUGUGGUGCCCGAAACAGUUUUACAUGGACAUGAAGGAAGCGUUUCCCAGUGCCGACCUGCACAUGUGUGCGCACAAUCUGAGCCACGCUUUUGUUCUGGGGGACACGAGUGUCGUGUCAACGUUUGUGGCCAGCAAAAUGAAAGACUUGUUACGCUUACCAUAAGUACCAUAAGGUUGUUGCGUAUUUAAAAGGUGUCUUUCGGCAUUUUUAUAAUAGCAUAUUUUUUAUACGCUGCAAUACAGUUUUUGUUGAA